Ficedula albicollis (Collared flycatcher) is the source of this 1073-nucleotide messenger RNA. It is a transcript of the gene FAM228B, whose product is annotated as family with sequence similarity 228 member B. The record is from RefSeq and is a predicted model, not a curated record. Bases 214 to 678 code for a protein of 154 amino acids. The transcript is spliced from 6 exons. Lineage: Eukaryota; Metazoa; Chordata; Aves; Passeriformes; Muscicapidae.
UCUAUUUUUUCCGGCGGAAGGUCACGGAGGGGCUGUGCGAGUCUAAGGGACCACCGAAGCGCGCCGCGCCGCCAUUUUCCCCCCAGCGGGGCGGGGCCGUGCUGGGCGGCUUUGGCUUCUGUUUCAGCUUUGUCCCGCCGCCCCUGGGGGUCCCUGGGGCUGUGUUCGCUCUCCCCAGUGAGGGACCCCGGCUCGGGGGUGAUUAAUCCAAGCAUGGGUAGUGUGAAUAGCUCAGAGGGUCCCUGGCUACAAAGAUUUGCAAAUGGGAAACUUGUGAGAAAACGCAGGCGGCAACAGCCUUGGAAGGCAGCACCUGAUCAAAGCCGAGACAUCAUUGCUUCUGUUCAGUGCAUCUUGGACAGAGAAAAUUUUGUGAGGGAGGUGGACAGAUAUUUGAGACACAGUGAUUUCCUUAAUCUGAGAAAGAAAGAGCUUCUCUACAAAAAAUAUCUUGAGGAUGUUUCAGAGCCAUUUAUGCAGAAAAUGAAGGACCGAAUGGACAGCCAGUCAGAAGAAGAAGUGCAGAAAAGGAGACAAGAACAAUUUUCUCAGUAUUUAAACUACUGUACAAAGAAGGGCUACGUGUUUUUGGAUGAUUAUGACCCAUCAGAGUAUGACCCAUUCUUCCAGAAGACAGGCACAGACUGCUGGAAGGAUGAAAGUCAUCAACCAGCAUAAUGACAGAGAGCGCCAGUGAUGUCACCUGUCCUCCAGCUGACCACAGCAGCAAGCACAGCCAUCAAAGGUACCCUUUACAAAACAGGUUACAUGCACUGCCAAAGCAAGUGAGAAGAGGCCGGGUCUUUGGGCAAACUGCAAUAAACUUACUGUCUUAAACGUGUAGUUCUGAAAUGUUGUUACCCAGCAGGCAAAGAAAUGUCUGAGAUGCUGCUCCUUUUCUUGCCAGAUCCAAUUCAAUGCUCUACAGGCCAAAACCUAUUAUUUCAGGAGGUUUAACUUGGGCUGAGCUCAAUAAAGACAGUGCUGGUGUUCUCUCCUGGAGACAGUGUCCAAGCAGUAAAUCAAGCUUUUAACAUACAUCAUAGGUAUUUUGAGAAGGCAGGAAGAGGAGA